AUGAAUGCCACUGACCCCAGCAAUGGCAGGAACCCAGCAGCUCCUGCAGCACAUGACACCACUAUUAAUAACCAAAACACUGGAAAUGAUGGUGCUUUGGACUUCAACCAUGUUCAGUAUAGUGAAACUGAAAAGGAGACUUUGAAAACACUCUAUCGUGGCAGCUUCUUUAGUUCCAUCAGGGACAAUGUUAUUCAUCGUGUCAUCAGUAAUAUCAAUGGUGGAUCCUCGAACAUUGAGGCCAUUCCCUACAUUAUUCUUCCUGGCAAUUUUAUCUAUGCCAAAAGUAAGCCAAAAGAACCUGAUCUAAUCAAUAGGUUGCAGUAUGUUCAAGCUUUGGAUCGUCGUUCUGAACAAGAAAAGGCUUCUGGUCACCAGCUAAAUGUUAAUGUGGAGAUGUUGACCCAGAUGAUGGUGUCUCUCCGAAAACUGAUUCAAACCAUUGUAACGCCCAUGAUUGUCCAAUUCUUCAUCAAGAAAGUCAUGACUUUCUAUCCUCGUUUCAAAUAUAAUAGAUCUGAUCCUCCAAGCACUAUUGCACACAUGACUUUGUUCUUUAAAGUCGGCCCCUGGGACAAUGAAACUCGUGGCAUUGCUGACUUCUGUCUACACAAGAUUUGGCCUUCCGGUUGGGCACUUGCCAUGGAGCAACAAGUUCUGAAGAUGCUUGGAAUCAAAUAUGGGCAGAAGCUUCCAGACUAUGCAACCAAGAAUACAACCCUAACUACCAAGGAGAAGAAUCACCAAGGCAACUUCAUCAAGGAUAUUUGCGUAUCUGUGGCAGAACAAAGGACUCGCAGCAUUAGGACUACCAUUAAGUCGGAGCACAAGGAGGUGAUCUACAGAAGGUUGAAUCCUGCAAAAAUCAGUAAUAGUGUUGCAUGGAUUCGGAAGACCAACACGGAAGAGGAUGGCUAUAAUGGCCUGCUAGGUGUGUGCGAUUAUCAUCCAAGGGUGUUUCAGAAACACAAGGAUAUUGUAUGGAAAAAAGAAGGGUUUUCCUUUCAAAAUUUCACUCCAUGCAAUCCUCCCGCGACGCCUAUACAACCAGUUGAGAGGUUCUCUGAAGUGCCAAGUCCACCAAGAACUCCUGAAACUCCAAGUGCAGCUGCAAUGAUGGAACUCUUGAAUAACAUGGAUGAAGAAUCCCGUAAUGGCCUUCUCGCAAAGUUCACGACACCUCCCAAGAUCUCAGACCUGAAUGGGGAUCCCAUUGGGGAUUCAUUCAGCACUCCAGCCAAGACUCCAGCUAGGGACUCCCCUCACUUGCCAGAUUCCAGUCCUACCAAGACUCCAACUCAGGAUUCACCUCACGUAAAUGGAGAAGAUGAUCCUUUGGGCAAGAUGGCAAAUUCACUGAAGAAUCGGGGCCUGGAACCCCUAGAUGGUUCUGAUAGUUCUGAUGAGGAGCAACUAUUCAAGACUUUCCCUCCAAAACCAAAGAAGAAGAAAGGGGUGUCGAAAACCAAAACAAAGGAUAAAACCCUCCUUCCCAAGAAAGCAAAGACAAACAGGCCGAAGCAAGUUACUCCUUCUAAGAGCUCCAACCAUUCUACUGCUGGGGCAAAACUGUCCAAGAAUGACGAGCCACCACAAACACCACCACCUCCUCCCACAUUCCCUGAACCCAUUGUGUGUGAUCCUUCAUUGCAUCUUGACAUUGCAAACUUCACUAAGUUUGAAAAAUCCUAUUUCACACCAGCAAUCAGAUCCAAACAUCCAGAAUGGACUGAGAAAUGUAUUCAGUGUGAACAGAGCAUUUGGGAACAGCCAGUCAAGGAUGUUUGGAUGUGUGAGAAUACAAAGAAAGCCAAUUGUUGUUGUAAGUAUGCCUUGUGUAAACCCUGUUGGAUGCAGAGACUCAAAAAGGGAGUCAUGGGGCACCUAGCACUUGCCUCUCCCGAGAAAAGGCGGUUAAAUGCAGAGGGCAGGAUUUUGGAGGAAGAGGAUGAAUUUGCACCUCGUAAAAGUGCUAGAAAGAGGAUCAAGCUUUCAGACAAAGAGAAUAAAACCUAUCAAUUCAAUACUUGA
Seminavis robusta is the source of this 2031-nucleotide messenger RNA. Lineage: Eukaryota; Bacillariophyta; Bacillariophyceae; Naviculales; Naviculaceae. The record is from the annotation of a GenBank genome assembly.